UUGAGGUGAUGAAGGUGCCUUUGAUUUCCAAAUUCUCUUUGUUGUUUUUCUUCAUCAUUUUUGGAAAAAAAAUUCGUCUUUGCGAAUUUCAUUGCGAAGACUGUGGUUGCGAAUAAACUUUUUCCGUUUCACCCGUCAUCAAACGACAACCUAAAGCGACACAUAUUCGCCGAGUACACCCUUACAUCUUCCGACUCAAGUAUUGGGAUAGAAUUCAAAGCAAAAAUGGUGUCUUCAAUCAUCAAUGUCGCGCUGCGCGGUGUACAAGCGCUCUUUGGCAUCAUUGUACUCGGCCUUAGCGUGACGCUCAUCCGCGGCCAUCACUGGGGCGAUCUUCCUGCCGGCUUGGGCUAUGGCGCAUUUGUCGGCGGACUGUCCUUUGUAACUGCAUUUAUAGGGUUGGCUGCAACAUGGUUUGACUUUUUGGGUGGCAUGGUUGGGCUUAUCAUCGACGGCGUCGUUGCGCUCGUGAACCUUGCUGGUGGUGUUCUCUUCGUUAUUAAACUAGCAGGCGUGGACUGCAAAGUAAGCGCCGAAGAUCCCGGCAACGUGAAAAAGAUGGCUGAGAACAAGUGGUUCAAUGGUGGUUGCCUUGGAUCCGGACUCUGCUGGAAUAACUACAAAUAUGGCAAAAACCCCUCGAAGGAAAUAGCUGUAUUUGAGGGCCAUUGCAAGGAAGCUAAAGCCGAUACCGUCUUUAUGUUCCUAACCGCUGUUGUCAUGAUUGUCUGUGCGUUGCUGGUUUGGUUGAGGAUGAGGAGGGGCUACUGAGCAAGAAGAAGUCAUUAGUUUAUCUUGUGACACCCAGCUUUUAACCCAGCACCAAGUAUAAGAAUACCAUAUCCGCUGCAAAGUAGAGUUGGCAAUCUCGAAACUGGUUUUGUAAUGGUGGUAUUUUCUCAGCAUACGAUACCCAGGUUUUCUUUCCAGUUGCUGUUUUCUUGGAUGUUACCAUCUGUCAGAUGUUAGCAGUGAACACGAAUUCAUAAAUGGAUUUCAGUACUUGUUUCGUGCACCGUCAACUCAAACUUGUGUUCAACCCUUGAGGUGAUACUAGAAACAAACAAAUCGAGUAACAAUCCCUCGGCCUAUCACUUACACCCAAAGAGAAUCAAAAUUUCUUUCCAUCUCUU
Molecule: messenger RNA, 1133 nt
Organism: Bipolaris maydis ATCC 48331
Lineage: Eukaryota; Fungi; Ascomycota; Dothideomycetes; Pleosporales; Pleosporaceae
Product: marvel domain-containing protein
Biological process (GO): protein localization to plasma membrane; eisosome assembly
Cellular component (GO): eisosome; plasma membrane
Source: RefSeq, a predicted model, not a curated record